Molecule: messenger RNA, 202 nt
Organism: Amoebophrya sp. A25
Lineage: Eukaryota; Dinophyceae; Syndiniales; Amoebophryaceae
Source: the annotation of a GenBank genome assembly
CAGGUAUCGCAACCGUUUUUCUUUCAAGUAUGGACAGCAAGAACCGCUUGAUUACUGGCUCGAUUGCCGUAAGAGGGAGCGCAACAAAGGUCUGUAUCAGGCUGAAGAGAAUCUGAAAGACGACAUCGGAGCCACGUCGACGCGUCAAGACCGAAACGGCAAUGGUGACCGCUAUGGACUAGAGUGUCCAGAAGAACGGGAU